AUGACUGAUAGAACUCACCCUGCUAAUGAUUUGGAGUCACAAACCAAACCUACAAUUCCUUUGUAUCCUCGAAACAUUUCGAAGUCCGAUAGACGUGACCCGUUGCAACAUGAAUAUUUCAAUCCACCUAUUCCAAAACGUAAGUUUCAAGUGAGGCACUCCCUGCCACCAAAGAAGAAAAGAAGUUGUUGCUGCAGGUUCCUGUGCUGUACCUUCACCAUAUUGCUGAUCCUUAUUAUUGCAAUAUCCAUCACCAUUGGAACACUCUACCUUGUUUUUAGGCCAAAGCUUCCUAAAUACUCAGUAGACAGAUUGAGAAUAGCACAGUUCAAUCUGUCUGAUAAUAACAAUCUUUUUGUUACCUUCGAUGUAACAGUAACUGCUAGAAAUCCAAACAAGAAGAUUGGAAUAUAUUAUGUAAGUGGAAGCAAUAUAAGUGCUUUAUAUAAAGAAACAGAAUUAUGUGAAGGGUCUUUGCCUAAUUUCUAUCAAGGUCAUCGGAAUAUAACCGUGCUUAAUCUACCUUUAACGGGUCAAACACAGGAUGCAACUGGUUUAGUAAAUACUUUGCAGCAGCAGCUGCAAGAGAAAGGUAAUUUACCUCUGAAUAUUAAGGUGAAUCAGAAUGUGAGGGUUAAGAUCGGUAAGUUGAAGCUGUUUAGAGUAAAGUUUCGUGUUAGGUGUGAGGUUGUGGUGGAUAGCCUUGGUGCUGAUAAUGAUAUUAGCAUUUCAGAUAGUAGUUGUAAGUUCAAGCUCAGGCUAUGA
This is a messenger RNA of Vicia faba (fava bean), 765 nucleotides long. The record is from the annotation of a GenBank genome assembly. Lineage: Eukaryota; Viridiplantae; Streptophyta; Magnoliopsida; Fabales; Fabaceae.